Messenger RNA from Teleopsis dalmanni, 2252 nucleotides. It is a transcript of the gene slmb, whose product is annotated as F-box/WD repeat-containing protein 11. The record is from RefSeq and is a predicted model, not a curated record. NCBI's taxonomy places the organism in Eukaryota, Metazoa, Arthropoda, Insecta, Diptera, Diopsidae. The transcript is spliced from 10 exons. Gene Ontology annotation, molecular function: protein dimerization activity. Bases 280 to 1818 code for a protein of 512 amino acids.
AUUUUUGUAAAACUAAGUUCGUGACAACGUCGUUAAAACUUCGUUGAAUUUUCGGUAAUAUUUGUCGUAUUGCAUUUUGUUCGGAUAUAUCAUGGAAAAUGUUUAUUGUUUUCUGCUAAUGAGAAUAAACAUGUUGCAUUCUUAAAUUUUUUUUACAAAAAUAAAUUCAUAAUAUAUUUAUUUUUAAGAAGUUAUGUUACUCAAGUAUAAAUUUCAAAAUCACGAUAAAAUUAAGAGAUAGGCGAAAAUUUUCCCUUUUUCAAUUACUGAUAUCGAAACAUGAUAAAAAUGGAGACAGACAAACUUAUGGAUGAAGAUACUAAUUCAAAUUCGCAAGCAUAUCCUUCAACAAUAUUGUAUGAGCCAGUUCGAAAGAAAGAACCAUCAAUAAAAUAUGAGUCAGAACGUGAUACUUGCAUAUCUUGUUUUACCAACUGGGAUGAAUCCAACCAAGUGGAUUUUGUACAACAACUAAUAUCUCGAAUGUGUCAUUAUCAACAUGGCCAUAUAAAUGCCUUCUUGAAGCCUAUGCUUCAGAGAGAUUUUAUAACAUUGCUACCAAAAAAGGGUCUUGAUCAUAUUGCUGAAACUAUUUUGUCCUUUUUGGACUCAGAUUCAUUAAAAGCAGCGGAACUUGUUUGUAAGGAAUGGUUACGUGUUAUAUCAGAAGGAAUGUUAUGGAAAAAACUUAUCGAACGCAAAGUACGAACGGAUUCCUUAUGGCGUGGGUUAGCUGAACGUCGUGGUUGGAUACAGUAUUUAUUUAAACCGCGUCCCGGUUCAACACAUCGCCCACACUCUUUUUAUCGUGAAUUAUUUCCUAAAAUAAUGAAUGACAUUGAAAGCAUUGAAAAUAAUUGGCGAACUGGACGGCACAUGCUACGAAGAAUUAAUUGCCGCUCAGAAAAUUCAAAAGGAGUUUAUUGUUUACAAUAUGAUGACAUCAAAAUUGUUUCUGGAUUACGCGAUAACACAAUAAAAAUAUGGGAUCGCGCGGAUUUACAAUGUGUAAAGACUCUUACUGGUCAUACCGGCUCUGUAUUAUGUCUGCAAUAUGAUGAUAAAGUAAUCAUAAGUGGAUCAUCUGAUUCUACGGUACGCGUCUGGGAUGUUAAUACUGGUGAAAUGGUAAACACACUUAUUCACCAUUGUGAAGCAGUAUUACAUUUACGGUUUAACAAUGGUAUGAUGGUUACUUGCUCCAAGGAUCGUUCAAUCGCAGUUUGGGACAUGACAUCACCAAGUGAAAUAACACUUCGCCGUGUACUUGUUGGUCAUCGAGCUGCUGUCAAUGUAGUCGACUUUGAUGAAAAAUAUAUUGUAUCUGCUAGUGGUGAUCGUACUAUUAAGGUAUGGUCAACUUCAAGUUGCGAAUUCGUACGAACAUUAAAUGGUCAUAAACGUGGUAUCGCAUGUUUACAAUAUCGUGAUCGUCUAGUUGUAAGCGGAAGUUCAGAUAAUUCUAUAAGAUUAUGGGAUAUAGAAUGUGGAGCUUGCUUACGAGUUCUUGAAGGCCAUGAAGAAUUAGUGAGAUGCAUACGUUUUGACUCGAAGCGUAUCGUAAGUGGCGCUUAUGAUGGAAAAAUUAAAGUUUGGGAUUUAGUCGCUGCACUUGACCCACGUGCCCAGUCUAAUUCACUUUGCUUGAAUACUUUAGUUACGGAACAUACUGGUCGUGUUUUUCGUCUUCAAUUUGAUGAAUUUCAAAUUGUUAGUAGUUCACAUGAUGACACAAUUUUAAUUUGGGAUUUUUUAAAUUUCACACCACAUGACAACAAUACAUGCCGAACACCGUCACCUGCUUUAAUGGAACACUAAUUUAUUUUACUCUUUCAACUUUAUUGUUACUGGAUGAACACCAUGCCAAUGUAUUAUUUGAUUGAACGAAGAAAUUUUUUUUAUAAAAAAUUAAUUAAUCAACUAUCUAUAUGUGCAGAAGAGAUCUCCAAAAACUUUUAAAUUUAUAAAAAAAAAUAAUAUAAGGGUGAUAUGUUUCCGUUUGUUUUAAUGUUUAGAAUAAAAUAGAAAUUAAAAUAUCAAAAUUUAUACAUUUUUAUUAAAUAUUGCAGUUUUGAAAUGUUAAAAAUUCAGGAAGUUGCAUUCAACUUUAAAAUACCUAUAACGAUAUGUAUAAAUUUAUAAGAUGAAUAUAAUUUUUAUGUGUUUUUUUUAUUUUUGUACACUUCACAACAACACUGGAUUUAUAAAUUCAUUGUUAAAUGGGAAUAAUAAACAUUGAUUUCAUACAAUUA